Pyricularia grisea is the source of this 1028-nucleotide messenger RNA. RefSeq lists its product as uncharacterized. Gene Ontology annotation, biological process: pantothenate biosynthetic process. The coding region runs from base 48 to 1028 and encodes 326 amino acids. The transcript is spliced from 3 exons. Gene Ontology annotation, molecular function: 2-dehydropantoate 2-reductase activity. The record is from RefSeq and is a predicted model, not a curated record. Gene Ontology annotation, cellular component: cytoplasm. NCBI's taxonomy places the organism in Eukaryota, Fungi, Ascomycota, Sordariomycetes, Magnaporthales, Pyriculariaceae.
AAGUGAUAGAGUGAAGAGUCUGCAAAAUCAGUAGAAACUCCACAACAAUGGCAAGCAAACAAAUCGAUGUGAUGCUGUAUGGCCUUGGGGCCAUCGGCUCGUUCUAUGCUUUUGUCCUCAGCAGAUCACCAAACGUCCGUCUGACGGUGGUGGCACGGUCAAACUACGAGGCCGUCAAGGCCAAUGGCAUCUCCAUCGACAGCGAAAACCACGGGAAGCACAUAGUCAAGCCGUACCAGGUUGUACAAACACCAGCCGACGCAAACUCCAAGUUCGACUACAUAGUCUGCGCCCACAAGGCCAUCAACCAAGCCACCGUCCCAUCACAGCUCUCCCCGUCCGUCGACCCAGCGCGCACCACCAUCGUCAUAAUUCAAAACGGCGUCGGCAACGAGGAGCCCUUCCGCGCCGCCUUCCCAUCCGCGACGAUCCUGUCCUGCGUGACGUGGGUCGGAGCGCGACAGUCGGCCCCCGGCAUCAUCGCGCACACCACAUCAGAAGACAUGCAGAUUGGGUUGUUCCCCAACGAAACGGUAGACCCUGCCGUUGAGAAGUCCAGACUGGACGAGUUUGCGGGACUUUUGACGACCGGAAAGACCGUGUUCCAGGUCGUCGACAACGUGCAGGUGCAGCGCUGGGAGAAGGUGGUGUGGAACGUGGCGUGGAAUGCGCUCACGACGCUGACGGGACUGGACACGCACGCCUGGCUCUCGUCGACAGAGGGCGCCACGCCCAUGACCGAGAGGCUGAUGGGGGAGGCGGUGGAUGUGGCGAGGGCGUUGGGGGUGCCCUUGAACAAGGAUGAGCUGGUCGGGAGGUUGAUGCGGAAGAUUCUAGGGAUGCCGACUAUCUACAGCAGCAUGUAUGAGGACGCCAAGCACGGUAGGCCGAUGGAAGUCGAGGUUAUACUUGGGUAUCCAGCCAGGAAGGCGAAGGAGUUGGGGAUGAGUACGCCGACGCUGGAUGCUAUUUAUUGUGUUGUCGCGGCGGUGGAUUUGAGGAUCAGGAAUGAAGCGGCCAAGAGGUGA